UUAUAUUUAAACAAAAAAAAGAGAAGAAAAAUUUAUUUUGCAAGCUGCAUAUCUGUGUUGUUGUGGUAGUUAAAAAGUUUUAGAUUUACAUCAUGAAAGACGUUGUAAGAUUGUCCUGGGUUGGAAAUGAAAUUGAUGACAAAAAGGCUAGCGAAGCAAUCGACGCUCCACAAUACAAAACCAAAAAAUUUGAACAAGUAAAAGCACCGGAUUUUAUUGACAGGAUUCUCUCUGCAACAGCUGGAAAUGAUUAUGAUGAAGAUAAUGCAGUAGCAAAUUCUGAAAGUCAAAAUGGUAGAGAUAACAAAGUACAAGAAAGAACAUGUGGAGAAGCCAAAAGAGAAUAUGAGGAAGAUCAUGGCAAAACUGAUGAAGAGAGAGCAGUUCAAAGCUUAGUAAAUGCGAUGAAAGAAUCGAUAGAUUUGAAGAAGUUUACGUGGACUACUGAAAGAGAUUAUGGACAUUUCGAGUUAGUCCACUACGAUGAACCAACUCCACCAGAUCGCAUUGCUGCCAUAUUGGAGUCCAUAAUGGAGGAAAACAGACUUGAGAAAGAAUUCCUUAACAUUACUAAUAACAUCACGUCCAGCAGUUCAACUGCAACUCUUCGAUCACAAACUCCUUUACAGAGAUGCAAAAGCAAGAAAUUAAAAGAGAAUGGUACGCUCGUAACUCUCAAAGUACCCAUCAAACUCUCUCAGGAGGAGCACGUUCAUAGUCCUGUAUUGGAUGGAAACUGGGUACCACCAAUAGAGAGUGAAUCACAACCAACACCUUUAAGUAGCAGACCACCGAGUUCUCUGACAAAACAAAAGAAAGUGAAGAAGAAGAAAAAGAAAAGUAAAGUCUUACAGUGUUCUUCGACAGAAUAUGAUUGCGUGGCGGUAAAAAGAACAGUUGAGUCAACCAUCAUGGAAUACUUCACCGGCAAAAGUUACGACUCCGACGAAUCAAAACAUAUGUGCGGAUUAAUCGCCGAUCUUAUAAAAACGAAAGUAAAACAUUUAUAUCCACCUCGCUACAAGUUGAUCUGUAUAGUAUCCAUAAUGAAGACAAAACAACAGUCAAUAAGAAUAGCAAGCAGAGGAUUAUGGGAUACCAGUAGAGACAAAGUUAUUGAUUAUUGCUAUAGCAACGGCGAAAUGGACGUGUUAUGUAUGGUAUACGCAAUUUACAAGGAAUGAUAAAUUCACACUGAAUAAACCAGUUUCGUUACCAGGUCUCAAAUUUGUGGACUGAACCAAAAACAGAUGUGUACAAAUAUUGAACAUAAAACUUAAGGUUUUAAAAGUGAUAUAAAAGUUAUCAUUUAAUAUAUAUAUUUAUAUAUAAAUUAUAUUUUUCCAAGUGUCACAAAAUGUUGACAAUAGAGAAGUUACUUCAUUUGCAAGGUCAACCUAAUUACUUUGCUUUGGAACAAUUUCGAUUCUCUGCUUGAUAAUAAUUUUCACAGACAUCGUAUUUAUCUUUAUAUUAAUGACAGUUGUAUUUUGUCCCAUCUGCUAGAAAACGUCGUGUUAUGGAAACACGAAAUGCGAUAUAUAAAGGACGAGUAACAGUUACGCAGCGUUAUGCUGUGCAUUUUUCUACGGGUGACCGACUGGUCUAAUAGCUGUAUUUUGUUUGUUUGUCGGCGCGAAGUCCAUAAUGAUAAAAAAAAGUCCGGAAACCGGGGGAGGCAGUCAUUUUUUGGAAAUGUACACUCCCGUCUGCCUUAAAAACAAAAUGGCGUCUUGCGCUAGUAUUCCUAAAAAAAUGCCAAAGUUUUGCCCUGCAGUAAAUAUUUCCUUUCGAGUAUUGACGUGGUGUUGAUGUUGGUUCAUGUUAACCUCGUUCCCAGGGCUCUUUGUCUCUCCAUGGCGCUGCGCUUAUUGAUAGGUCUCGUCGUCCGAUAUGCAAAAGACACAACAGGUCCUUGGAUCAAGGUUGGGUUCAUGUUGAUGGGGUUCUCUUUUUUGUACCGAAUUUUUUAGUCUCUGUUCUUUGUAGUUUAGGCAUGCAUUCUCAAUUUAAAGUAGUUAUUUAAUCACGUUUUUUCACAACAAUUUUAGGAUUUUGGCUACAACGUAGGACAUGUUGAGGGAGUACCCUAGCUAGAUAUAUUUACACUGUUAUGUUGAAGUUUUUAUUCCGUUUUGUAAAAGUGAUUUUUAUCCCAGCCAUUUUCAUUGUUUCAGUUUUAA
Molecule: messenger RNA, 2183 nt
Organism: Hydractinia symbiolongicarpus
Lineage: Eukaryota; Metazoa; Cnidaria; Hydrozoa; Anthoathecata; Hydractiniidae
Exons: 4
Coding region: 93-1184 (363 amino acids)
Biological process (GO): microtubule-based movement
Cellular component (GO): cytoplasm; cytoplasmic dynein complex
Molecular function (GO): dynein intermediate chain binding
Source: RefSeq, a predicted model, not a curated record